AACGAAGCGGGAGGAGGGGUUUGAUCGGAAACGUUUCAGGUGGCCGUUACUGACGGCAUCUGCGUUUUAACCUCUGCGCUCCUGGCAGGAGAGAGCCACAGCAGCUAAAAGCACGCUUGCAAAUGAGAUGAUUGCGUGUGUCAGUCCAAAAGCUUCGCCUUCUUCACCGAGAAAAUCAACUAUGAUGGUCCGGCAGACAUUUAAUUCCCUUACAGGUUUAGUGUCUCAGCGCUUAAAGGCCUGGAAAUAAAAACUUGGGUAUUGUCCUGGUUCACCCGCAGCUUCUGUUAUCUUCUGGGAAUCUGCAGACAGCGCAACCACGUAACAUCAGGUCCAUAGUGUGUGAUGCACAUUUGUUUGUGGCUCCUUGACACGCAGGGCAUUUAAAACCCGAGUUAAAGUACUCAGUAAAAGUGUUUAUUGGCCUCACACACACUUUGAAGGUCAGCCUUACCAGAUGUCAUCGUUUAUGGGAGCACAGAGGCAAGUUUAUGGUCAGAGAGGCGCUUGAAAGGACACUCAUUCAACAUUAUGCACAGUUGCUACCAGGCAGGGGUGGGUUUAGAGAACUUUAAAUUAUUCAAGUAACUUAGAGACCUGCAAACACAGAUUAAAAUGCUUGACUAUAAUGUGUCUGAUUGUAAUUCUUCUGAUCUAUUAUCCAGUUUUAGUGAGCCUGUGUAAACCGUAGCUUCAGUUUCCUGUUCUUGGCUGACAGGAGAGACACCUGGUGUGGUCUUCUGCUGCUGUAGAGAUCCAAACGUUUCUGGCACAACUUCACCUACUUCCAAGGUGCGUGAAGAGGUCCAUGGCACACUAUGGACCUGGUGAGGUGAAGACUCCAGCAACACAUGAAACACUAGGGAACAACUUUAUUAGCAGGCCAACACAUUUCGGCCUGUGGCCUGAAUGACCCCGAUGAAGGCCACAAGUGUUCCUGGAGUCUUUAUCUCACUUGUUGUGCUGCUGUAGCCCGUCUGCUUCAAGGGGCAAUGUGUUGUGCAUUCAGACAUGCAUACCUUGCUUCCAAUAAGUGCUCAUUUAACGACUUGAAGCAGCCCAGACUAAUCUCCUCUGAGAGGCAUUUCCACCCACUGCCACUCACUGGUAUUUUUCUCCCUUGUGGACCAUCCUCUAGGGAUCACAACUCUAGAGAUGGUUGUGUGGAAAAAUCAUCAGUUUGGCACCAGCAACCAUGCCAAGUUGAAAGGCACUUCAGUGACCUUUCUUCCCCAUUCUGAUGCUCAGGUUGAACUCUUACGUUUUUAAUUUUGCUUGUUUGAUGUUGUUAAACGGAUGUUUUGAGGUGCGGUGCAGCUGCAGAGACACAACUAGCCAAAUCUAUUGGUUCAUUUUAGGAGAAAUGCCGUCAGCUUUUUAACUAAGUGGAACGUGAUCAUUCCAAUGAGCAGCCUUUCACCAUCAUCACCAUCAGCUAGGAUGCCAAUUCUAAGCAGUUCAGUGUUAUAUUAGAGGGAAACGUCUGUGCUUUUCUUUAAAAACAAAGGCUAUUUCAAAUUCAUCCCAAACUUUUAAGUGUCUUCUUAUCACCCAGCGCUGUAGUCUUGUCUAUUAGGUCAUCUUCACUGCGUGGGGAAUCUGAAACAUGAAAGUAUCGGGCUGAGAAGCUGAAAGGUUGCUUUUUAAGAAGCUGUCUGUGCUCUUAACAUGUUUCCAACUAAAGUCCAGAAGGUGUUAAUCACUUAUUAACAGACAUUACUGCGUCUCAGAGUCAGUGAGGUUUCCUGUGCGACUAUGCUGCUCGCAGUCCUCAGUGUAAUGAUUACAUUACAGGAACGCCUCUGAUUGUAGGUUUGCAGCUAACUUCUAUUCAUAUGUCCAGGGCUGUGGCUUUUCACCUUUAUGCCGAUAGUUGCUGAGCACUUAAUAAAGGUUUUCGUAACCCUCGGUAGCUGUUCAUUCAUAGGCGGUGAUUAAUAACAAACUGAAUGAACUGCGUUGUCUCUCAAAAGGCUUUGCCCCUUUGGACUUGGUGAUAAUCCUCCAAGUGUAGGUAAAGUUCACAAGCUUUGUAACAACAUAGUCAUGGUUGCAGUGCAAAUGAUCAGUGGGGAGAAAGACAGCUUUCGAGCUCAGGACUACUUGUGGAAGGACCUGUGGAGUAAACUUAAUGACACAGGAUCAGCGUGCGGGCAGGAGGAGACGAAGGGGUCACUCCAAGCCUGGUUCCCCCAUGCCUGCUUCUCCAGGCUAUACUCGACUUGAGCAUAAUGAGCCUAUGAACCCGCUGCGUAUCUCCGUAGGAGGCCUCCCCAUGUUGGCUUCCAUGGCCAAUGCCACCGACCCCCGGUUCCGCCUUAAGUGGAGGCCCAUCGUGGCAGUAGCUGGCUCUGUGGCCUUAAUCCUGCUGCUUUUCAUGCACUUCAGCUCGGGUUUACGGUACCGCUCCUACGGCUCACGCAGCUGGAGAGUCAACCCGAGCGACGGCCACCAGUCGGAUUUGCAGUACAAUGACACCUAUCCGCUCAGUCCACCCGAGCGCACGUCGCAGGGCACCCGCUAUCGCAUCGGCGUCAUCGCUGACCUGGACACCAGCUCUCUCAGCGACAAGAAGAUGACGUGGAUCAGCUACAUGCGGCGGGGGUACCUGCUGGUGUCAGAGAGCGGUGACAAGGUGGCUGUUGAAUGGGAUGUUGACAGGGUGGUGCUGGAAAGCCACCUGUCGGAGAAAGGCAGGGGCAUGGAGCUGUCUGAGCUGGUGGUGUUCAAUGGGAAGCUUUACAGUGUCGAUGACAGAACGGGUGUAGUCUACCAUAUAGAUGGAGAAAAGGCUGUACCCUGGGUCAUCUUACCCGAUGGCGAUGGCAGCGUUGCAAAAGGAUUCAAAGCCGAAUGGCUGGCAGUGAAGGACGAGCACCUGUAUGUUGGCGGUCUCGGGAAAGAGUGGACCACCACUGAAGGCGAAUUUGUCAACAACAAUCCAGAAUGGGUGAAAGUCGUGGGCUUCAGAGGCGACGUACAGCACAAGAACUGGGUUCCCAAGUACAAAUCCCUGAAAUCCGCCGCAGGGAUAGAGCAACCAGGCUAUUUGAUUCACGAGUCUGCAGCAUGGAGCGACACCCUACAGCGCUGGUUUUUCCUUCCUCGCCGCGCGAGCAGCGAGCGCUACGAAGAGACGGCGGACGAGAGACGCGGCACGAACCUCGUCCUUAGCUGCUCGCCAGAUUUCAACGACAUCAAAGUCAGCCGAGUGGGUGUACUUAAUCCUACCCACGGUUUCUCCUCCUUCAAGUUUGUCCCCAACACUGAUGACCAGAUCAUCCUGGCGCUCAAGUCUGAAGAGGACGCUGGGAAGAUUGCCACGUACAUUAUGGCCUUCACACUUGAUGGGCGCAUCCUUUUGCCUGAAACUAAGAUCGGGGAUGUAAAAUAUGAGGGCUUGGAGUUUAUAUAGAGGGCUCACACACAGAGACACUCACACUUGAGGCCACUUCACUGUGGUUCUAGUUUGUUUACAGUCACUGUUGAACUUUUUGCACUCGCUGCUUCCUCAUUGAGUCUAAAACACAUAACUCCAACUGUUGAAGCGACAUCGUCAAUACAAAUAAAAGAACUAAUGGCUGAAAGAGUAAAGUUUCAAGAAUGUGCGGAUCGGGUUGUGGUGGACUGCGUUCUUCCUAGGCCAAAUGUGGGCUUAAAAAGUACUGUAGCCUUUCUUAUAAUGAAUGUACAAAAGCUAAUUUAUCAGACUGUGAUUUGCUUUGGUUUUUUCCCCUGAUAAAUUCAUCUUUAUGCACACACUAUACACACUCAGAAGGUCUAAGGUUUUUUCCCCUUUGCUCCAUUUUCCACAGUAUCACUCUGUCCACACGAGUAUUGUCAGUGGGAUAGCAAAAGCCUUGUUUUUAAUCCUGUAUAUUGUUUGAAGACUGUUUUGGUGAUUUUAUCCUAUGUAGUUUUGUUUGUUUUUUUGUGCGUGUGUGUGUGUGUGCGUGUGUGUGUGUGUGGAGGGAGGUGACUGAGUAAAAUCGUAAUUCCUAUUUUCUGAGUCCUGUCAUAUCUUUUUACAUGUUCAAAACACAAUCUGCCAAAGUUAGACAUUGUGUUUUGAACAUGUUCCUGUUAAACCAAGAGCAGUUGUGCAAUCAGGUAUGUGCUCACAGACCUCAAACACAACUUCGUAACCACAGGAAAGAAGGUAAUGCGUUUUUAUUGCACGUAAGGAUUUAGGUAAGUUUGUAUUUAAAGUUUCAGCUUUUAAUUUUUUGUGCUAUCAGUUUGAAUUUGAAUAGAUCUUCCUCUCUAUCUCAUGGAAAUAUAUAGUAACACUUUGGAAGUACUGAGCAGGUUGAUUAUUUAUUCUUUGGAGGAUAAUUUUAGGACGUAAAGUAAAGCAGAUGGAGCAUGUGUCAUUUGCCGCUUCUUAUUUUUUUGUCUUUGUGUUAGAGUCGUGCACUAGCUGUUGGAAAUGCUCCCGCCUCGAAAUAGUCUUUGUCUUCUCCUACUUCUGUAUGUCUCUGGAAAUUUGACAUUUUGAGUGAGUAAUCCAAACCACAAAUACUUUUAAGUAUAUUCCUAGUUUUAUAAUUACACAUAAUAAUAAAAAAGUGUAAAUAAUAUACGUUAGUAUCAAAGUUAUGUAAUGACUAUGAUCAUUUAGUUAGUUACGUAACGGCUCUCGGGCUUUGGAGACCUGAAGCUCUGACUGUGCUCUCUUUACAUGCAGUCUUGUUUGACUAUCUUUGAUGAAUGUACUGGCUGAUUUGGAAUAGUUUCUAACUGAUGUACUUCAUAUCAGGCACCUUUUAUACACAGAAUGAAGUCAUUUGUGGGAUACAGCAGCGGUUGAUUGCUUUCUCAGUGUUUUCAGAACAAAUAGCUCACGAGGUUGUGUCUCC
Haplochromis burtoni (Burton's mouthbrooder) is the source of this 4859-nucleotide messenger RNA. It is a transcript of the gene cant1a, whose product is annotated as calcium activated nucleotidase 1a. Gene Ontology annotation, molecular function: GDP phosphatase activity; UDP phosphatase activity; calcium ion binding. The transcript has 4 exons. The record is from RefSeq and is a predicted model, not a curated record. NCBI's taxonomy places the organism in Eukaryota, Metazoa, Chordata, Actinopteri, Cichliformes, Cichlidae. The coding region runs from base 2132 to 3415 and encodes 427 amino acids. Gene Ontology annotation, biological process: proteoglycan biosynthetic process.